GAGAAAACCUUUUAUUAUUUCAUUCAAACAUUGUCACUACUUCACAUAUUAUUUGUACGAGGAAAAAAACAAGCAAAGUAACACCAUUGUACAACAUUUCCCAAUUCUUUUUCUAUCAACAUGCUGAAAUGUGAUAGUAUCUGGAAUUUAAGAAAUAAAUUUCUAAUAUUAUUAGCCAUGUUACUUAUUCCUUUGUAUAUAUCACUGGAAUUAUGUUUUUUUAUUUCUGAUCAGUAUGUAUUUUACAGAUGCGCGAUAGACGAAGGUUUAUCAUAUGACGUAAAGGAUGGGAAAUUUGAAUUGAUCGCAAGCAAUGAAUCAGAUAAACUUUUACUUAAGGAAGGGCAACGUAGAGCUGCUUGGAUUGGUGCAUGCAAUCAUUCAGUGAGAUUAUUAUUUGGUUUAUUGACAACAAUGAUAAUUGGUUACAUAUCUGACCAUUUUGGCCGUCGUUUGUCAUUAGGUAUCAUGAUCAUCGGAGAAGCAUUACAAAUAAUCACACUGAGUGUGGUUGUUCUACUCCAAGCUAAUCCAUGGUUAACAGUUAUCCCUGGUUUAUUCGAUGGAUUUAUAGGAGGUGGUUUGUUAUCGAUUCAAGCACAAGUUUCAGCAUCAUUAACGGAUUUAGUGUGUAAAGAAUCAAUAGAUAAUAAUGAUGUAACAAAUAGUCAAUUAACUAAUCAAAAUAACUUAUGGACUUUAUUCACUUGGUUCGAUGGACUUGCUUUAAUUAGUUUAUCACUUUCAAAUCCUAUAGGAGGUACCCUUCUUUAUCGAGGCGGUUUUCAACUACCAGUUAUCAUCUGUAACAUUUUGGUUGGGAUUAGUUUAUUGAUAAUAUUUUUUCUACCUGAAUCGAACAUAGUAUUUCGUCCGAAAUGUUUAAAUAUAGACACUUUAAAUAAUGAUCAAGAUUGUAAAAACGAGAGUAAUAAUAUAGAGAUUGUUUUUGUACGCAGCAGGAAUUUAUCAUUUUGGGAAGUGAAUCGUCAAAAUAUUCAAAACAGUUUCAAGCUCCUGUUAGGAAGAUUGACCAUGUGUGUCAACAAAGGAUGUGGCAUAGUUUUCCGCCGUUACAUCUAACAUACGAUCUGAUGUUGGAAUUUAUUCAAGGAUCUUCAAUGCUAUUGCUAAUACUUUAGUUUAUAUCGCUACCAUACCAAGAUUUGCUAAAGGGUUGAAUAAUCCAAUACUAAGAACCCUUAUAUCCAUGUGGACUGACCAGUCAAAGCAGGGUAUGAUACAUUCAUUUGUGGCGUUUGUAUCACGAUUGGGCGUACUUACUUGUUUUUCUGUAUUAAUUUCAGUCUAUUCUUCAACAACUGAUCUAUUCCCUGGUGCUGUAUUCUUGGUCUGUUCCAGUUUGAUAAUUAUUGCACUGAUAACAACUGGCAUUUCUAAUACAUAAAAGAAUCUCAGAGAAAAUACUUCACAAAAGUAAAGGUUCUCGGGGAAAACUUUAAAUGUAAUAAAAUUAUCUAAGAAUUAUGGGUUUAAUCUGCUUAAUAUUGAAGAUAACACAAAACAAAUUUAACAAAUUGAACAUAACUACUUGCCAAUUGUUGUUAGUAGUUAUUCACCUUAUCGAGAUAAAAAGAACAUUUACAACUUAUUUCUAAUAUUUAUUUGAUAGUUGAAACCGUUGUACAAACUAUGAAAGUGUCGAUUAAGUCAAAUCAACCUUAUUACUUUCAGAAUGUUUGGUCCAUCUGGAUGAAAUUUGUUUUGGGAAUUAAACCAAUGAUCAUAUCAUUGCAUCACACUAACUGAUACACAAGAAGGGCUGAUAAAAUCAUAAACAGGAUUAAAGUUUGAGGUUUUACAAAAUAUAGUAAAUUACCAUGUUCAUUAUUGUAAACAAGAGAGACUAUAAAUAAGAUUAACGAUUUACUUAGUGAUUAAACAGGAUUUCAGAUUUCGUUAUCUUUUGAAUUAAUAAUAAUAAAUUGAAAAUAAUUUCUAUAUUUAAAGAAUCAAUACCAUGUAGAGCGCUUGAUUCUCAUCGACAGUCAACGACUUGAUAUACAAAAAAAUCUCUAAAUGCAAUAUUUGUGAAGCUUAUCUAUUCAUAGUAUCCAAUAGUAAAAUUACUGAAAUAAAUACUAAAAGAAUUGCAUAGCAGCGUAGUAGAAUAUAAAGUAAUCCUUGUUAAUAUGGAUACUAAAAAUGAAACUAUUAGAUUACUACAGAUAAGCUUCUCGUUCAACACAUUGUUCAACGUGUAAAUUUUAAAAACCCGUCCAUUCAAGUUAAAUGUGAAAUAAACAAUAACCAUGCAAGUACUUUACCGAAAAAUAUAACAAGCAUUAGAUACAUGUUAUGUGACUUUUUUUAAAAAGUACGGUAAAUUAUAUUGGCUGUUAUUUAUCUAUCCAAAUGGGCAUCUGAUUUACCGGAGCCAAUGUUUUGAGUUCAACCCAUUUAUUUCGAAAACGACUCUGUUAAUCAAUCCCUAUCACGUGUAAUUUGUUGAUCAAAGCCGGAUGCAUAGAUGUAUACUUGAUAAAUAAGUUAUUUCAGAAAUCAUUUUAAUUAUAUGAACUUAGAUGUAAUGAGACUGAAUUCUGAUUGAUAUUUAACAAAGUAAGUUUAUAAUAUCAGCAUUGUAACCAUUAUUAUUUUCAAUUUUUCUAUAUGCAAGAGAACUUCCACAAGUUUACAGUUCGUAAGCCUAAGAAGAAAUCAAGUAGAAAAUUGUGUACUGUCCAAUAAGAUCUAUCUGAUGUAUUUCAAAGUACACUAAUAAGCAAACAGUUACGUAUAGAGUUAAUGCGAUUCAAAUACAUAUUUUCACAUAGUUUGUGAACAUUGAUUAUACUGUCCAUAAGAUAACUAAAGGUAACCGUUUACAAAUUCUUAUCUUCUUGUCAAAGAAUCAAUACAUAAAUGUAACAAAAGCAUAUUAUUUUUCUCAAAAGACAAUAGAUGUCAAUAUUGAAGUUUAACAUUACAAUCUACUGUUUUUAACUAACGAAUUGAUGUUUCCACUUUGAAAUACCUUACAAUCGUUCGAUUUUCAUCAACAGAAGAGAAAAAAAACAAAGUAAUUUCAAACAAAAUAGGGUUCUUACUUUUUUCAGACAACAAAAAGAACAUUGAAAUAUAUUUCAUUAAAGUUUGUCAAGAAUAUAGAGCUGAUUGUUUGACAUUAAAUAACUUCAUUAACAAGCCGAGUGUAAAACCAGUAAGCUAAUGAUUUAGAGAAUAGAAGCAUAGAUUAAUGUUAAUUUCGGUAAGUUGCCACUUUACAUCCAAACAAUAUGAAGAGAACUAAUAUAAGUUUAAUUUGAUCCCUUAAUUAAUAAAUUAAUUAGUAAUGAAACAAGUUAAACCAGUAAUUUCCCUUGUUAGAGUUCUUACUGUUGUGAAUACUAAACAUGUUUUUGUUUACAAAUGAAAGAUUUCGAACUAGGUCCAUCCUAGAAAUCUUAAUUUAGUUAGCUUCAACCAUUGAGACAAUGAUCCUUAUCUCAUUUCUUAUAUUUACCCUAAUAUCCCGUUAAACUCUUGAAAACGGCAUGACUAAUAAAGGAAUACAUAAUAAGUUUACUUAGAUGGUGAAUGGUACUGCUUUAAGGCUGAUGAUAUAAUGUUAACGGCUGAGUUACAGAAUAUUUUAAUAGCUUUACGAAAAAACAGUAUGCUAUAAACAAUAAAAUUAUUUAAAUUAUGAUCAUUUAAUUGAUUUUUAUUAAUUGAUUAAUCUUCCCUCUUUGUUGUUCACUUUGAUGCUAACAGAACAGUCAACAUUGAUUAUUUUCAAAGUUAAAGUAAACAUUACACUCAAAGUUCAUUAUCUUAUAUCGACUAUAAGAUUCAUUAAAUGAUUCCGUAAGCUUUUUUUCUUAAUCUGGAUUCCAUUACUAGCCACCAUCCAUCCCUGAUUAUAAUGUAUUAAGGUUUAGUGUAUUAUUAUUGUGAUCACAAAUUGAACAAGUUAUCUUUAUGUUUUACUAUAAAAAUUGUUUUCCAAAAUGUUUUAUGAUCAAGUAAGCAAUCAGUCUUAUGAUCUUUUUGAUUGAGAUCAUGAACCGACUGAUGUUAGACCAUCAUUCAAAACCUGGAAGCACUGGACUGCCGUUUCAUCCUAUUGUGGAACUCCUCAGCGGUGCGCAUCCACGAACCCAGGGCCUUCAGUCUCGCGCGCGAACGCUUAAUGGUGGUCUAACGUCAAUCGGUUCAUGAUCUCAAUCAAAAACUUAACAAUCUCCCCAACCUCUAUGCUGAUAAUCUUAUAAUCAUUGUAAUUUCACAUAAAUAUCUUGUGAAAUAUCGUUUUAACACCUGGGUGUACGAUUAUUAACUGUACAUAAUGAUUAUUUUUUUCUAAAUAAAGGGUUUACAAUGACCGUGGAUCAAUGUUAUAUUGUAACCUUAGCAACAUCGAUAUAAAUUUUACAUCAUAUUUUUAAAUUUAUAGGUAACUGAUUUAAACCAAAACUGAUUUACUUUAAUGUUCAAUGAAUUGGUAAAUUAAGGGAACUUAUUGUUCUGUUAAAAAUUGUUAAAUUUAAGUUUUCUAAUUCAUGAUACUGAUAUACAAAGUAAAAUACUAACGCAGGUAUUUAGUUUCUUUAUUCCGGACUAUUUCUUAUACUUCUGAAAAAAUUAAACUAAAAAUAUGUUUUCAUCAAAAGUUUUUUGAAUAAUUCAUCCAGAAUUUCAAUGAAGUCUUCAUGAUUUUCGAUGAAUAUCCUGAGGAAAAAUGUUUUUUAUUUUUCUGUGAACAUUUUGAUAGAUUUUUAUAUGGAUUAACCAAUAAAAAUAUGAAUAUCAGUCAGAUGGAAAACACUUCAGAGAAUAUAUAUGAUGAACAAACCAAAAUUUCGAAAUAGUGUAUUAAAGUUAUAUUUUUUUACAUUUCAAUAAACUCUACCUGUUAUAUCCGAGCGAAGAUUAAAUCACGAGUAAUUUCUGAGACAUGUUAAUUGACUAAUAUGAUCUAUACAUUUUUAUGGUAUAACUAUUCAAUAACUCGAUUAUGUAUAUUUAUAUUCCUCUUAUUAUAAGCUUUAUUUUGACCUAUAAUUUAUUAUUGUACGAUUUACUGUUCUUAAGCUAUGUUCAGUUUAUUGACUACCACCUCCCAUGUUCACAGCCACUUUUUUGGCUUUAUUGUGUACAAAUGUUAUUUCCUAUUUUAUGGUGCGUUGCGGUCUGUUUGAUUGAUAUAUAAACUCAGUAUGUCUGAAAUAAAAGAUUCGAUUCGCAUAUUGGAAGCUGGUAUUGGUGUUCUGGACUCAAGUGGACGGGCUAAGCGGAUAUAGGACCAAUAAGGACGCUAGGCUGCUUAUACCGGUCGAAUGUCAUUGGUUUGGCACAGUAUUAAGAUUGUAUAUGUCGUAUUUUGAUUGUUGGAUAAAUCACUUGGUAAAAAGCCGGACAUAAACUCACAACACUACCUCCAAAAAACAAAUUUUUACCAACAAAAUGAUUUUGUAUAAAUGCAAUUGGGAAGAAUUUAUUUGAUGUUAC
Schistosoma haematobium is the source of this 5475-nucleotide messenger RNA. RefSeq lists its product as uncharacterized. Gene Ontology annotation, molecular function: transmembrane transporter activity. The transcript has 12 exons. The record is from RefSeq and is a predicted model, not a curated record. Lineage: Eukaryota; Metazoa; Platyhelminthes; Trematoda; Strigeidida; Schistosomatidae. Gene Ontology annotation, cellular component: membrane. The coding region runs from base 121 to 1083 and encodes 320 amino acids. Gene Ontology annotation, biological process: transmembrane transport.